Molecule: messenger RNA, 1321 nt
Organism: Calliphora vicina (urban bluebottle blowfly)
Lineage: Eukaryota; Metazoa; Arthropoda; Insecta; Diptera; Calliphoridae
Product: serine/threonine-protein kinase 16
Exons: 4
Coding region: 97-1053 (318 amino acids)
Biological process (GO): protein phosphorylation
Cellular component (GO): Golgi apparatus; cytoplasm
Molecular function (GO): protein serine/threonine kinase activity; ATP binding
Source: RefSeq, a predicted model, not a curated record
UUUAAAUAGUUCAAAUAAAUAUAAAUUUUAAUAUAAUUGUGCUAAGUUUUAAAGUAAAGAAAAACUAACCAUUCAAGUUAAAAUUAAAGUAACAACAUGAAUAGUUUAGGAUGGGCCCUCAUAAUCAAACGCGGAUGCUUUUGCUCGAAAGAAACACUAACAAUCAGUGGGACCAAAUACACUGUUAAAGAUAGACUGGCACAGGGCGGUUUCAGUUUAAUUGACCUUGCGGAAAAUAGUAUCACCCGGAAAUUGUAUGCUGUUAAACGUAUCACUUGUCACAGCAUAGACGAUCAGAAUAUUGCAUUGCGUGAAAUAGAAAAUUGUAGACGUAUUGACUCCGAAAAUGUCAUCAAGGUGAUUGACUAUGAACUCAAGGGUUCAGCAGAUAUUGUGAUAAAUACAACGAGUACACUGUACAUUGUUUUACCCUACUACAAACAUGGCUCGCUGGCGGAUCAUUUGCAGCUGCGUGCUAAGAAACAGGACUAUAUGCCCGAGGCUCAGUUAAUGCAAAUAUUCUUAGGAAUCUGUGAAGGCAUAAGGGCAAUACAUGAGGCGAAACCUGUGCCUUUGGCUCAUAGGGACUUGAAGACGGCCAAUAUUUGCCUAUCGGAUUCCUUCGAACCCAUUAUUGUCGAUUUGGGUUCAAUGACAGAGGCCCGUCUGCAGAUAUGUGGUCAAUCGGAAGCUCAGCGUUUGCAAGAUGAAGCCGAAGAGCGUAGUUCAAUAGUAUAUAGAGCACCAGAAUUGUUUUCAGUUAAAUCAUAUUGUACCAUAGAUGAAAGAACUGAUAUAUGGAGUUUGGGCUGUGUUUUAUAUGCCAUGUGUUUCUUUCACUGUCCAUUCGAUCCCAUUUACGAAAAGGGCGAUAGUGUCGCUUUAGCGGUUUUGAGUGGAAACAUUAAUAUACCUGAAAGUUCCAUUUAUUCAGAGGACAUGAAUGAUUUAAUCCACUAUAUGCUACGCAUGGAUCCCAUGGAAAGACCGUUCAUAUAUAGUGUUAUUGAGAAAUGUCAUGAUUUAAUACAAAAACUAGAAGGACGUGUCUAGCAGCAUUCCAGGCAGUAUAAUUUUUUUCUUGUUCUUUUUAUAACUUUUAAACUUCUUUAUCAAUUUCCUUAAAUAUUAUUUAUUACAAAUAAGCAUAAUUAGUUUAAUUAUAUAAAAAGUAUUUAAAUUGUCCCCUUUUUUAAAAAAUGCAUUUGUAUGUGUAAAAAAGUAAAGCUUAACUAUAAUUAACAUAAAAAUGAUUAUACUAAUUAAAUAAUUUCUAAUUGUAUAAACAAACGAAUAAAAAAUAACCAAUAAUACCUGACAA